AUGCUGGAACCAACCCGUAUUCUUGUCUUAGGUGCUACAGGAUACAUUGGCGGAUCCAUUCUCACAGAGCUGAUAGACAAGAAUGCGGAGGAUCGAUAUGUGCUCUCAGCACUUGUCCGCAAGCCAUAUCAAGCAUCCAUACUUGCGGACGCUGGUGUCAACCCACUGAUCUUCAAGGACUUGGAUGAUUUCGACGUGAUUCGUGAAGCUGCCAAGGAUCAUGACAUUGUCAUCGCUGCCGCUUCAGCUCGACAUCUUGACUGUGCGAAAGCUUGUAUUACAGGCCUUGGAGAUCAGGCAAGGUCGAACUCAGGAAAAGAAACACAUUAUAUACAUAUCUCUGGUACUAGUAAUCUCGGGGAUUGGCCGGUAACUGGAGACCGCAUCGAUACGAAAGUCUACUCUGAUGUCGACGACGAUAUAUUCGAGAUCGAGAAGAACUUCCCAGAUUCCCACAGUCCGGUGAGAGAUGUAGAUCUAGCCGUGGUAGACUUGGGCGAAAAGGAGGGCGUAAAGACUUAUGUUGUUGCUGCGCCUCUCAUCUUCGGCCGCGGAACAGGUUCAUUCACUCUUGGAGUUGGUCAAGUUCACCAGAUGACCCAGUUGUCGUUAAACAAGAAACAAUCUGUGAUGCUUGGAGAUGGCUCGGGGAUCUGGAGCCGAGUUCACAUCCUCGACCUCACAGACUUGUUCACGCUUCUGAUCAGAGCAAUUCUCGAUGGCAAAGCUUUACCUACUGGAAAGACAGGUUAUUACUUUGUUGAGAACGGAUUUCAGACUUGUACGUUGUUGGACAAGUGUUACCUUUCCAAUCGACUGCUUCGGUAG
This is a messenger RNA of Cadophora gregata, 828 nucleotides long. RefSeq lists its product as uncharacterized. Lineage: Eukaryota; Fungi; Ascomycota; Leotiomycetes; Helotiales; Ploettnerulaceae. Bases 1 to 828 code for a protein of 275 amino acids. The transcript has 6 exons. The record is from RefSeq and is a predicted model, not a curated record.